CCGUUUCUUUCUCAGCACCUUUCCACACCCCUUCUCUCGCUCCGUCAAAAACAGAAACGGAGAGGCGCCGUUUGUCCGUCGCGACGAACGCCGGCGUCCUCCGUUGCUCCAAUUCCUUCACAAGAGAAUCCCCCAAAUACCCUUCACCCCCGCAAGCAGAUCUCCCCAUCUCCUCUGGGCAUUCCCGUCAUUUCUCCAAACCCUAGAUCGAGGAAGAGCAGAAGCCCCUAACAAUGCGACGAUCGUACAUCUCGCUCCCCAUCAUCGUCGUCCUGUCGACGAUUUUCUUGCUGUAUUACCUGAUGAUGUUCUUCGUGAUCGAUGAAUGGCUGGGAUUGAAGACAUCGCAGGGCCUCUUCAACGCGGUCGCGCUGACCGUCUUCGUGUGCAUGUCGCUCUCCACCUACGCAAUGGCGAUCGUCCGUGACCCCGGGCACGUGCCACCUUCAUUCAUGCCGGAUGUUGAGGAUCCCGACAGCCCUCUCCACGAAAUCAAGAGGAAGCGGGUUUCAUACCAGGGUGGCGAUCUGAGAUACUGUCAGAAGUGUUCCCACUACAAGCCUCCUCGUGCUCAUCACUGUCGUAUUUGCAGAAGAUGUGUUUUGAGAAUGGAUCACCAUUGCGUCUGGAUAAACAACUGCGUGGGGCAUGCAAAUUAUAAGAUUUUCUUGGUUUUCGUUUUGUAUGGUGUAAUCGCUUGCAUCCACUGCACGAUCCUUCUUGUGGGGAGUGUGCUAAACAAUGUACACACGGACCCAAGUGGAGGCUCGUACAAAUUUGUAUAUAUCAUUAGUGGAGUGCUGCUGUUUCCCUUAACUGCAGCACUGACUGUCCUCCUGGGCUGGCAUGUUUACCUUCUCCUAUCAAAUAAGACUACCAUCGAGUAUCAUGAAGGAGUGAGGGCAAUGUGGCUAGCAGAGAAAGUGGGUAACAGUUAUCGUCAUCCAUAUGAUCUUGGUGCAUAUGAAAACCUUGUAUCAGUGUUGGGCACAAACGUGCUGACCUGGCUAUGUCCCACCUCAAGUCACACUGGUUCAGGUCUCCGCUUCCGUACUUCUUUUGACAGCACGCACUCUUCGUCACCCAGGGGGCAUGUUUGAGGUAAGGCAGGUAAGUAUCCACUUGGUGUGGAGCGGUCAGUUGCUACUUGUAGAAAAAGAGAGACGAAACCCGUGAAGGUGGUCCGUUUCGGGUUGCAGGCUCUACUGUAAAUUACUUUUGGGCGGGGCUCAUGAUGAUGACUGACUGACGGUCAGUAGUUGUUUAUUACACAUUUACCGAAUUGUAGAGGAGUUGAAAGAGGAGAGCUAGCGUAGUUGUUAUACACAGGGAGAGCUGAUCCUUCAUACUACUUCGUUGUAAGCAUCAAUUGCAAGGCUUCCUUUUAUAUGGAUUUUUUUUCUUC
Messenger RNA from Magnolia sinica, 1405 nucleotides. Its product is annotated as probable protein S-acyltransferase 16. The record is from RefSeq and is a predicted model, not a curated record. NCBI's taxonomy places the organism in Eukaryota, Viridiplantae, Streptophyta, Magnoliopsida, Magnoliales, Magnoliaceae. The coding region runs from base 234 to 1100 and encodes 288 amino acids. The transcript has 7 exons. Gene Ontology annotation, molecular function: palmitoyltransferase activity.